Elgaria multicarinata webbii is the source of this 1743-nucleotide messenger RNA. RefSeq names its product potassium inwardly rectifying channel subfamily J member 10 (gene KCNJ10). The transcript has 2 exons. The record is from RefSeq and is a predicted model, not a curated record. Gene Ontology annotation, cellular component: plasma membrane. Gene Ontology annotation, molecular function: inward rectifier potassium channel activity. Bases 53 to 1189 code for a protein of 378 amino acids. Gene Ontology annotation, biological process: potassium ion import across plasma membrane; regulation of monoatomic ion transmembrane transport. Lineage: Eukaryota; Metazoa; Chordata; Lepidosauria; Squamata; Anguidae.
CGCCACCUGGAAGCUCACCUGCUUUGCUGUUCAGACCUUCUCCACACUCAAGAUGACUUCUGCUACGAAGGUGUAUUACAGCCAGACGACACAGACCGACAGCCGCCCCCUCAUUGGCUCCGCCCUGCGGAAGAGGCGGGUGAUGACAAAGGAUGGGCGGAGCAACGUGCGGAUGGAGCACAUCGCUGACAAGAGGUUCCUCUACCUGAAGGACUUGUGGACGACCUUCAUUGACAUGCAGUGGCGCUACAAGCUCCUUCUCUUCUCGGCUUCCUUUGCUGGGACGUGGUUCAUCUUUGGUGUCAUUUGGUAUCUCGUGGCUGUGCUGCAUGGGGACCUGCAGGAGUUCGACCCUCCUGCCAACCACACGCCGUGCGUCAUGCAAGUCCAUACGCUGACGGGAGCCUUCCUUUUCUCCCUGGAGUCCCAGACCACCAUUGGCUACGGCUUCCGUUACAUCAGCGAAGAGUGCCCGUUGGCCAUCAUCUUGCUCAUCAGCCAGCUGGUCCUCACCACUAUCAUGGAGAUCUUCAUCACUGGCACCUUCUUGGCUAAGAUCGCCAGGCCCAAAAAGAGGGCGGAGACCAUUAAAUUUAGCCAGCACGCUGUCGUGGCUCAGCACGACGGCAAGACCUGUUUGAUGAUCAGGGUGGCCAAUAUGCGCAAAAGUCUACUCAUUGGUUGCCAGGUCACUGGCAAACUCCUGCAGACCUACCUCACCAAGGAAGGUGAGAAUGUCCGUCUCAACCAGGUCAACGUGGGCUUCCAGGUGGACACGUCUUCUGACAGCCCUUUCCUCAUAUUGCCUCUUACGUUCUACCACGUGGUGAAUGAAAGCAGCCCCUUCCGGGACAUGGCCCUGCGCACGGGGGAAGGAGACUUUGAGCUUGUGGUUAUUCUCAGUGGCACCGUGGAAUCCACCAGUGCCACGUGCCAAGUUCGGACCUCCUACCUCCCCGAGGAGAUCCUUUGGGGCUAUGAGUUUACCCCUGUCAUAUCCGUCUCAGCCAGUGGGAAGUAUGUAGCUGAUUUUAGUCUAUUUGAACAGGUGAUCAAAGUAGCGCCUCCGUGCUGCCUGCAUGAAACCGUGCGGUUUGGUGACCCUGAGAAAUUGAAGCUAGAGGAAUCCUUUCGGGAGAAAGCAGAGAGGGAAGGCACCCCUUUGAGUGUCCGGAUCAGCAACGUCUGAAUAUUUGGAGGACUUGUGAGGCCAGCAUCACAAAUAUGAUGUUAAAUGUCCUUCUUAGAUUUCAGGCUUCCUUUGCAUCCCUCCCUCGUCACCUUCCGUCGUUUCAUAAGAUGCAGGUGGAGCAACCUGCCCGUCUCUUUAGGAACUCGUUAUGGGAAUGCAACGUUCAUUUCCCUCCUGACCCAGCAGCUCUCAGUCCACACUGGAAGUGAGACCCCUUCUAUGGUUUUGACCAACAGCUGGAAGGAUUUCUCAUUGUGCUCAUUUUAAAAUACGCAUUCCGGUGAAACCAUUGUUCAGGGUUUCUGAUUCUCAAAAGGCAGCUGAAUAUACACCAGCAUCUUACCAGGGGAGAGGAAAUUGCGCAGUACACUACAUUUUAUAUAAAUAUCUGGAGGUUCUGUUGUUGUUUGGCUUGGGAACCCUUGCAGUGAAGACGAGCACAUAAUCCCAGUCUAACCUGAAAAGCAUGGAUGGAUCUACGAUAAACUGAGGCACGGAAAACAAAAACGGAUGCAGCUAGAGCGGAUGCAAGCCCUCGCAACACCAGACCC